This is a messenger RNA of Linum tenue, 2235 nucleotides long. The record is from the annotation of a GenBank genome assembly. NCBI's taxonomy places the organism in Eukaryota, Viridiplantae, Streptophyta, Magnoliopsida, Malpighiales, Linaceae.
AUGGCACACUGCUUUCCAAUCUCGUCUCCUAAGAGAACUCUGUCUUCUCUCAAAUCCGUCCCAUCUUCUCCUUCGCCUUCUCCCCUCCCUCCUAUCUCAUCAUCCCCAAAGAGAACUCUGUCUUCUCCCCAAUCCUUCCCAUCUUCUUCAUCUCCUUCUCCCCUCCCUCCUAACAGCCAGCCAAAGGAGCAAGACCCUGUAACAAACAAAAUGGCACACUGCUCGCCAAUCUCAUCCCCAAAGAGGACUCUGUCUUCUCUCAAAUCCGUCCCAUCUUCUCCUUCGCCUUCUCCUCUCCCUCCUAUCUCAUCAUCCCCAAAGAGAACUCUGUCUUCUCCCCAAUCAUUCCCAUCUUCUUCAUCUCCUUCCCCCCUCCCACCUUCUCCUCUCCACAGAACUUUCUCUGCAUCCAUGAUGGAGGAAGACAUUCAAAAUGCUGCAUCAAUCAUAUCCAGGUGGGAUAUUGAAAAUUCCUCUUCAGCGCCUAAAUUUUCUUCCCUUUUCCACCACGACAGAAGGAAGGAGGCCAAGGAGUUCCUGAAAUCAAUCAACGACCUCCGUCAGUCCAUUCGUUUGCUUAAGUCUCAGUAUCCUGAUACCGCGAAGCUUAUUGUUCACUGUCAGAAACUGAUACAGAUGGCCAUGACGAGGCUGGAGAAAGAGUUCCACCAUAUUCUGUCAACACUUCAUGAUCAGCUUCAUCCCGAGUAUCUGAGCCAUUAUUCUGCAGAAGAGGAAAAGCCAAGAGCAGGUCAUGAGGAGUCGGUCCUAAUUCUAAACCACUGGAGAAUUCCAAAAGCUGCCAUGUCUGAUCUGAAGUCAAUUGCUGCUUCCAUGACGAGUGCUGGGUAUGCGAAAGAGUGUCUCGAAACUUACAUACUCGUCCGAAGAUCCAUUGUGGACAAGAGACUGUUCUUCUUGCUCGGAGUUGAACACUUCCACAACCCUUUCCAAGUCGAGAGAUUGAAUCCAGAAGCUCUUGACAGUAUGAUCAAGAACUGGCUGAAUGCUGCUAGUGUUGCUGUCAAAACACUGUUCACAGGGGAGAAAAAUCUCUGCGACCAUGUGUUCUCGGCAUCUGAGAGAACCCGAGAGCUAUGCUUCUCUGAGGUGGUUAAAGAAGCUGCAGCCAAUUUGUUCAGGUUUCCUGAACUCGUGAUUAGGAACAAGAACUUAAAGGAUGACAAGAUUUUCUUGCUAAUGGAUCUCCAUGAAGCACUGUUUGAUCUUUGGCCUGAAAUAGAAUCCAUGUUCGGUGGUGGUUCAACCUCCAAUGUCAAACGGAAAGCUCAUUCAUCGCUUCUCAGGCUUGGUGAGUCAGUUCGUCAGACUCUAUCCGAGUUUGAAUCUACCCUCCAAAGGGAGUAUUCAUCAAAAGAUAUAGUUCCUGGUGGUGGGAUUCAUCCCCUGACCAGAUCAGUCAUGGAUUACUUGUCAGCCCUGGCAGAUUACAGUGGCAUUCUCGCAGACAUUAUUGUUGAUUCUCUCCCAGAGAGCAAUGCGAAGCUACCUGAAUCUUACUUUGAGAGCCCAACCAGCUCCUUUGAUGGUGGGCCCUCACCAGCUCUAUCAGCCCGACUAGCUUGGUUAAUACUGGUUCUCUUAUGCAAGCUUGACAUGAAAUCAGAAAAGUAUGAUGAUGUGUCCCUUUCAUACCUCUUCCUAGCAAACAAUCUGCAAUUCAUCUUCGAGAAGGUAUGCACAACCAGGCUAAGGGUUAUCCUGGGUGAAGAUUGGGUGUCCAAGCAUGCCAACAAGCUUAGAAAAUAUGCUGCUAACUAUGAGACGAUUGCCUGGAAUGCGGUCUUCUCAGCCCUGCCGAGUAUGCCUCUAAAAGAGCUAUCACCAGAAGCUGCAGAAGAAUGUUUUCGCAGGUUUAAUGCAGCGUUUGAGGAAUCACACAGGAAACAGGUAUCUUGGAUUGUACCGAAUGAGAACUUGAGGGAUGCAUUGAAGGUAUCAAUAGCAAAGAAACUCGUACCUACAUAUAGAGAAGUUUAUGGCAGGUACGUUGGAGUGCUCAGUGCAGAAGACAACAGUUCAGGAGAGUUGGUGAUGUUUGGUCCAGAUGACGUAGAGAAUCACCUCUCUGAUAUGUUUCAUGGUUCUUCUGCAUCUGAUCAUGAAACUCAUCUCGAGGAUGUAUGUGACGAGGAAGUAGCAAUAGAAGUAAGAUUUCAGAGACAUUGUAUACUAUCCCCAUGGAAGAAAUUACGCAGCAUAUUAUUUGGCUGA